AUGACUUCGGCACAGGUGCAUACUUUUUUAGAAGCUUUAGAGGCACUAAAACAGGAUUAUACAUGUGGCGUUUGUUUAGAAAUGUGUAAAAAACCGGUCACCUUAAAAUCUUGUUUUCAUUUAAUUUGUGAAGAACACUUAAAGAAAUUAGACAAAUGUCCCACCUGUCAUACACGCAUAACAGAAAAUGAUGCCUUUAAGGAUGAUCGCUUGGAAGCUUGUAUUUAUUCUGCUAAAGAGCUAGAUAAAAUAUUUACUCCCUUAAAAUUGAACAUAAGUACGUUACAAUCGUCUAAAGUAGACGACAGCGCAACCACUGUAGGAAAUACAACAAGAAUUGAUAAAAUAACAAAAUCCAAAGCAGGAGAUAAAGAAAGUAGUAAAGUUUCUACAAAAUCUAAUAAAAAAAAUUCCAAAAAUGAAAAUCUUACUGUUGCAAGCUCCUCAAAAUCGAAUAAGACCCUUGAAAAACGUAAUAAUAAAGGUGAUUCUGCUUUACAUGUUGCUUGCCCUCUUCAGAAGGUCGAUAGGUCAGCGGAAUUACUCAAUGAGGGUGCAAAUCCAAACACUUCACUGCUAUCCGUUGCAAGCUCUUCAAAAUUGAAUAAGGCUUUUGAAAAACGUAAUAAUAAAGGUGAGACUGCUUUACAUGUUGCUUGUCGUCUUGGGAAAGUUGAUAAGGUGGUAGAGUUGCUCAACGAGGGUGCUAAUCCUAACACUAAUGAUAAUGCUGGUUGGACACCCCUCCAUGAAGUGGUCCAGAAUGGUAGACUUGACUUGGUCAAGUUAUUGCUUCAACACAACACUCUCGUCAAUGUGCCUGGUCAAGGUAAUGAAACCCCAUUACACGAAGCAGUGAGAUACAACCAUAAAGAUAUUGUUGAAGAGUUAGUUAGACAUGGUGCUCAUUUAUAUGCAAGAAAUUGCAAAGGUGAGACACCUGUACAGUUAGCCUCUAAUGAAAUUAAAAAGGUAUUGGAGGAAGCUGCUGAAAAUAUACUCCAAACGCAAGGUGCUAAUGUGACUCACAUAUCUGAACUUCAAACGGAACUUGAUUUUGAUGACAUAAGGAUAUACUGUAUCUCACAAUUUCGUACAGUUCACAAUAAAUUAAAAACAUUAUGUAAACAUCACAACAAUAUGCAUAUAGAGACAAAAUUCACCAAAAAGGUCACACAUUUAUUACUUGACACCGAAGAUGAUGGAGUGUGUACACCUAAUUUAGAUGUUUUACAAGGCAUAGUUUAUGGGAUUUGGAUUUUAUCAUCUCAGUGGAUAACUAAGUCUACAGAAGAUAAAUUAGAACCAUUCAACAAUUAUGAAGUGAAGGGAGUUGGUACUACAAAAUUUAAUGGCCCCAAAAAUGCUAGAUAUAAUAAAUAUAAAAAGCUUCCUGGCCUUUUCAAUGGUUGUCAUUUUUAUUUACACAAUUUCAAUACUAAUUAUGAAAUUUCUAAAACCAUUAUCUUGAAUAAAACAAUACUUUCUAAAUUAAUAACCGAUGCUGACGGUAUUGUUCUCAGAAGGGUUCCAAACCCAGAACUAAUUCCAGAGGCAGAGCAACUGGUGCCAUAUCAUGCAAAGAAGGGUGGGAAAUUAGAUAUGUGCUCUCAUUACAUUAUUUUCAAAGACAUGUAUGAACCAAUGUACAAUAUGAAACAUUUCAAAGCAUUGCCAGUCGGUUGGUUAAUUGAAUGUAUAGAGAAAUAUGAGCUGUGUGAACCUGAGUAA
Messenger RNA from Parnassius mnemosyne (clouded apollo), 1731 nucleotides. NCBI's taxonomy places the organism in Eukaryota, Metazoa, Arthropoda, Insecta, Lepidoptera, Papilionidae. The record is from the annotation of a GenBank genome assembly.